CGAAACCUGGAGGGAAGCUGAGUGGCAUCUGAAAGAAACUUUGGGUGUGAGACGGGAUUCAGGUCGUGGCUCCUGUGCUGGACGUACACACAGUUGUGACCGUCAAGGAUGCAAGAAGCCAUCAUUCUCCUGGCUCUCCUGGGUGCCAUGUCAGGGGGAGAGGCGCAACACCUAAUCCUCUUACCUGCUACAAGCACCGUCGCAGAGAAUUCUCCACCUGGGACUUUGGUGCACAACUUUUCGGUGAAAUUAGCAGCAUCACUGUCACCUGUGAUCCCAGGAUUUCCCCUGAUAAUCAACUCGAAUCCCCUCACGGAAGCCUUCAGGGUGAAUUGGCUGACAGGCACUGACUUUGAGGUUGUCACCACUGGGAUGGAACAACUAGAUUUUGAAACAGGACCAAACAUAUUUGAUUUGCAGAUUUAUGUGAGGGAUGAGGUUGGUGUCACAGACCUGCAAGUCCUGACUGUUCAGGUAACAGAUGUGAACGAGCCGCCUCAGUUUCAAGGCAACUUGGCAGAAGGUCUGCAACUCUACAUAGUAGAAGGAGCAAACCCUGGAUUCAUUUACCAGGUUGAGGCCUUCGAUCCGGAAGACACAGGCCAAAACAUUCCCCUCAGCUAUUUCCUGACUUCUCUCUCAAAGAGCUUCAGAAUGUCUGCAAAUGGCACCCUCUUCUCCACAGCGGAAUUGGACUUUGAAGCAGGACCCAGCAGUUUCCAUCUCAUCGUGGAGGUGAGGGACAGCGGCGGCCUCAGAGCCUCCACGACCAUCCAUGUGAACAUCGUGAACCUCAACGAUGAAGCCCCUCGCUUUACCAGCCCGACACGAGUGUACAUGAUCCCGGAGGAACUGAGUCCCGGAACUAUCGUGGCCAACAUCACAGCGGAGGAUCCUGAUGAAGAAGGUCUUCCCAGCCACCUCCUCUACAGCAUUACCACUGUUAGCAAAUAUUUCAUGAUAAAUCAGUUGACUGGUGCAAUCCAAGUGGCCCAGAGGAUCGACCGAGAUGCAGGUGAAUUGCGACAGCAUCCCACCAUUUCCCUGGAAGUUCUGGUGAAGGACAGACCACAUGGGGGUCAGGAGAAUCGCAUCCAGAUAACCUUCACUGUGGAAGACAUCAACGACAAUCCUGCCACAUGCCAAAGGUUCACCUUCAGCAUUAUGGUGCCGGAAAGAACAGCCAACGGGACGUUGCUUCUUGACCUGAACAAUUUCUGCUUUGAUGAUGACAGCAAGGCACCCAACAACAGAUUCAACUUCAGCACGCCAUCUGGAGUGGGGGACGGCGGCAGAUUUUCACAGGAUCCAGCUGGCUCUGGGAAAAUCGUGCUGAUUGGUGAUCUAGAUUAUGAAAAUCCAAGUAAUCUAGCAGCCGGCAAUAAAUACAUGGUGAUAAUCCAGGUGCAGGAUGUGGGGGCCCCUUACUAUAAAAAUAACAUCUACGUUUAUAUCCUAACAAGCCCGGAAAAUGAGUUUCCUCUCAUUUUUGAUAGGCCAUCCUACGUAUUUUCUGUGUCAGAAAGAAGACCGGCCAGAACCCGAGUGGGACAGGUGCGGGCCACUGAUAAAGACCUCCCCCAGAGCAGCCUCGUGUACUCCAUCUCCACCGGAGGGGCCAGCCUCCAGUACCCGAACGUAUUUUGGAUUAAUCCCAAGACAGGAGAACUCCAGCUGGUAACUAAAGUGGACUACGAAACAACCCCCGUGUAUAUUCUCAGAAUCCAGGCCACCAACAGCGAGGACACAAGCUCCGUCACUGUUACUGUGAACAUCCUUGAAGAAAAUGAUGAAAAGCCAAUUUGUACUCCAAACUCUUAUUUCCUGGCCCUCCCAGUGGAUCUGAAAGUUGGGACAAAUAUUCAGAAUUUCAAGCUGACGUGUACUGACCUUGAUUCCAGCCCCAGAUCUUUCCGUUACUCCAUUGAUGCAGGCAACGUCAACAAUCAUUUCACCUUCUCUCCCAAUGCUGGCUCCAACGUCACACGCCUGCUGCUGACGUCUCGCUUUGACUAUGCUGGUGGGCUUGAUAAGAUCUGGGACUACAAGCUACUUGUCUACAUAACUGAUGACAACUUGCUGUCCGGCAGGAAGAAAGCUGAGGCUCUCGUUGAGACAGGAACGGUGACCCUGAGUAUUAAAGUCAUUCCGCGCCCAACCACGGUCAUCACCACAACCCCCAGGCCCAGGGUCACCUACCAGGUCCUGAGGAAAAACGUUUACUCUCCGUCCGCGUGGUACGUGCCUUUUGUCAUCACUUUGGGCUCCAUAUUGCUUCUGGGUCUCCUGGUGUACCUGGUCAUCCUGUUGGCCAAAGCCAUCCACAGACACUGCCCCGGCAAGACUGGGAAGAACAAGAAAGCUCUGACGAAGAAAGGAGAAAUGAAGACUGCAAAGAGAGAGGUGGUGGUGGAAACUAUCCAGAUGAACACUGUCUUUGAUGGAGAAGCCACAGAUCCAGUGCUGACCCGUUUAGGCUAAAUACAACGUGAGAUCAGCUGUGAACCCAGCUGGCUUGCAGCCGCUCAAGUACAGAUCACGCUGACGUGGAGCCUCGGCGGGCCUCCACCGAAAGGCUCACAUUGAAGGGCCGUGCCUCUUUCUCGCCUCCCUUCCUGAACUCUGAACCAGUUGAGGGAACUGGUGAAUCCAGGAAUCCACAUUUUUUUCCUGCUCUUUGGUACUCACUGCAGCCCCUUCCAACCACAUUCUUUCUGCAUGCUUCUAAUAGCGUUUUAUCAGUAGUGGAAGAUACAGAGAAAUGGCAAGUGUUAGCUUCUUUUUCCCUUAGUUCAGGGUCAGCAACAUGAGCAUAAGGUAGAGCAGGCUUCUGGAGCUCUCAUCAGCCCCUGAAAUCAGCUCCAAAUUUAGCUCCUUUACACUCACCCCUCCGCUUACAAAGGCUCAAUUAUAGACGUGAAUAAAGGGAAGGAAACCAAAUUCAGGAGGCAAGUGUGUUGGCUUCCUGCCACCUUCACAUGCAAACGGCACCGGAUCUCCUAAGGAGGAUGGCUCCUCUCCAGGAAGAGUCUGCCGCCGCGCCGCCGCUGCUGCUGCUGGAAUUAAAUUUCCCUCUAUUAUUAGGUGCUUGUUACCAUAAUGUGCCCACAUUAGCUUAAGUGCUGGUGGGAUCCUGAGCUGAGAGGCCACUCAUGCUGUAUGGGAAUGGCAAGGACCAAGGGCUUGCCUUAAACCUGAUCUCCCUGAGCAAGAGGCUGGAGAGGAUUUUUGUGUUUAUGUGUAGUUGAGACAGAAAAAAAAAAAAAAAUGAAAGACAUGAGCCAACUGGCCUAAAUCAAUUAGUGUCUGCUGGCUCGUCACAAUAAAAAUGGCUUCCUUGCAUCAUCUCAAGUGGGGCCAGAUUUGUGUGUGUGUGUCUACAAAUUGCUGCUAACCUAACGUAAAUAAAAAUCAGCCUUUUCCUUCUCACUUGAUGAAUUCCUUUUUGUAGCAGGAAUUCAGGGGUCUUUUAAAACAAACAAAUCAGAAAGUAAUGGGUAAUUCCAUUAGACACUGAACCUGAUUUAUCCGAAGCUUGCACGGAGUUCAAGAUUUCCAUGGCCUUCUCAUCCUGCAGUUGAGAUGUCCUUGAGACACUCCUGAACCCUUCUAUCCAGAGAGGUUUGCUGUUUGCUGCCUGUGUGGUCGGGGCGGCACGGCUUGUGGGCAAGGGCAGGCUGGUGAAGACUGCGGUGCUAUUCAGCCGCCUGCUGUCUGUGUCAGCGAUUUACAUCUUCUAGUAUGCUUUAUCUUCCCUCGGGAGUCAGAACAGAGCAGGGUACAAGUCGGGGAAGAGACAGUCAUUGGAAUUUUCUGGUUUAUGUGAUUGUUAUAUUUUUUUUCUUCACUAGUGACUGGGAAAAUAUAUGAAUUCGAUUCAAAAACUGGAGCCAGAAAGUGGAAAGAUCCACGAA
Molecule: messenger RNA, 3914 nt
Organism: Saimiri boliviensis boliviensis (Bolivian squirrel monkey)
Lineage: Eukaryota; Metazoa; Chordata; Mammalia; Primates; Cebidae
Source: RefSeq, a predicted model, not a curated record